ACCAUGUCCUCGUCGUCGCGCAAGAUCUCCUCCGAGUCGUUCAGCAGCUCCGUGGGCUCGGACUGCGGGCUCGAGAGCCCCGGGGGGGACGCGGCGGACGGCGCCCUGGAGGCGGCGGAGGAGAGCCGCGGCUGCCCCUUCGCCUCCUUCCCCUCCGCCCACAGAGCGGUGCUGUGGAACGGCCGCAGCCUCGCCGACAGGUCGGCGUGCCCGGCGGGCGAGCAGCAGCAGCAGCCAGGUCCCGGGGGACCCCACAAGAGGGCCCCCAGGAGGAGACGGGUGAACCUGGACUCGCUGGGGGAGAGCCUGAGGCGGCUGACCUCGCCCACGACACAGACAGUUCAGGAGGCUCUGCAGCGAACUCUACAAUUUUACAGACAACAAGAGAUCAGGUGUCAGGAGGUUGGCAGUGAGGAUCGACGACGAGAGAAGAGAGAGGAAAAGUGCCCAUUUCUUGAAAAUUCUGGUUCAGAGGAAGAUAUCCUACAAAUCCUCCAGUACAUGGCCACCAUACUGGGAGUGCCUUUCUCUGAGCUGCGAGAACAUUUCGGAGAGGAGUUCUUUGGCCUCUGCUUUGAGGAAAAUGAGCGAGUGCUACGGGCUGUAGGUGGCAACCUCCAGGACUUCUUCAAUGGCUUCGAUGCCAUUUUGGAGCACAUUCGAACCUCCACGGGGCGCCGGGCCUCAUCUGAGAGCCCUUCCUUCCAGUGCAAGGAUCCCCACGAGGAGGAGAAAGGGAGAAGAAAAUUGGACAAGGUCGGGGAGCAAGGAGAAAGAGAUGGAAGAGGAAAGGUGCUGCUUCUUCAUUGUUUCAACCCUGCUCCUGUUGUUGGAUUGGUCAUGCCAGGGUUCAUCAGAGCUGUCGCACGGCGGAUUUUUCACUCACAAGUUGAGGUGGAAGAGGUGCCACCUCUCACUCCUCUAUUGCCCAAUGAAGAUACACAACACACAGACGGCGACUCCGCAACCCCGACUCCAACUGCGUCCCCCACUGCCUCGCCCACCUCGUCCCCGUCCCCUCCCUCUCCUUUUCCGACCUCUGUUCCCACAGUUUGCCUGUCCUUCCAAAUCCAGGAGACGUGCCCUCCUGCCCUCUCCUCCCUCCCCAAUGCUGCUUCGGCGAGCUCCAAACGGCCCCCUCUCUCGCUCUCCACCAACCCCAGUGAUCUGCGCAUUGGCCUGGCCACGUUUUGCCGUGCCUUUCCAUUCCACCUGGUCCUGGGGCCUCGCAUGGAGCUGCUGCAGCUCGGAGAAGGACUGCGGAGACAGACUCGCAUUGAGCCUCAUCGGAGCCUCUCGUUCAGGGACUGUUUUGAGAUUGUCUCACCCAAGAUGGAGCCUUCGUUCCGGGGCAUCCUGCUGAGGCUUGCGUCCCCGUUUACCAUCCGCACCAGGCCCGAAACUACACAGGCUGGUACGAAGGAGAAGGUCAUGGAAUUAAAGGGUCAGAUGAUCCAUGUGCCCGAGUCCUGCUCGCUGAUGUUUCUGGGCUCGCCACGUGUUGAUAAAUUGGAGGAGCUGAUGGGCAGGGGCCUCUACCUCUCAGAUAUCCCCAUCCAUGAUGCUACGCGGGACGUCAUCCUGGUGGGGGAGCAGGCCAAAGCCCAGGAUGGCCUGAAGAAGAGAAUGGACAAGCUUAAGGCCACGUUAGAACGGACUCACCAGGCACUGGAGGAGGAAAAGAGGAGAACGGUGGAUCUCCUGUACUCCAUCUUCCCAGGUGACGUGGCGCAGAAACUGUGGCAGGGUCAGCCGGUGCCCGCUCGCAAAUUUGAUGACGUCACCAUGCUGUUCUCGGACAUCGUGGGCUUCACGGCCGUGUGCGCCCAGUGCACGCCCAUGCAGGUCAUCUCCAUGCUGAACGAGCUUUACACACGCUUCGACUACCAGUGUGGCAUUCUGGACGUUUAUAAGAUCGAGACAAUAGGCGACGCCUACUGUGUGGCAGGGGGACUUCACAAGAAGGUCGACAGCCACGCGAAGCCGAUUGCACACAUGGCUCUGAAGAUGAUGGAGCUCUCCGAAGAAGUGCUGACGCCUGACGGGAGACCCAUCAAGCUGAGGAUAGGCAUCCACACGGGCUCAGUGCUGGCAGGUGUGGUCGGGGUGAAAAUGCCACGUUACUGCCUGUUUGGGAACAAUGUGACACUGGCCAGCAAGUUUGAAUCGGGGAGCCACCCGAGGUGCAUCAACGUCAGUCCCACAACUUACCUUUUGCUGAAAGACGACCGCUCUUUUUCAUUUGUCCCCCGCUCACGCCUGGAGCUGCCUGACAAUUUUCCCAAAGAGAUCCCAGGGACGUGUUACUUCCUGGAGGCAGGGACAUCUCACAGUCAUGCCUCGUUGACCAGCUCUCGCUCUGCUCCCCCAGCCUCUAUGAGGAAAGUCUCCUAUAGCAUUGGGACCAUGUUUCUCAGAGAAACAAGUCUGUAGGCCUCACACGCAGACGGUGAUGCACAAGUGUUCAUUUUGCCUGAGGCUGGACAUGCAGCCAACCGAUCGCUCUGACCUUUGGAUAUGCAAAUGCAUCAUGUGAAAACUUGAAUUCCGGUCUGUGGGAUGGCCUGUAGGAAACAAACUUAAACGAAGGCCAUCAUUAAAGGUGAAAAAGAACAACAUGCCUGUAUCUGACCUGUGCGAGGGAGACUUGGUUCAAAAGACUUGAGGAACAGCAACCGUGCUAGUCUCACAUGGAGCCUUCCCCAGGGAAGUGUACUGACUAGUGAAGAAACCAUACAAAACUUAAUGUCCAGCUGGAUUCUUCAGCUCCAUACCUGGUGUCCAGCUCUCUCCAGUGGCCCUCUCUCCCAAGUGGUCCCCUUACCUGGGACUACAGGAAACAAACUCAGGGGAAAGCCUGGAGAGAGAGACCAUUUACAUGACCAGUGUUGCACUCAUUGACAUUGGAAUUGCGCAAAUAGAACACAUCCACUUGCCAUUCAACAAAGUGAAUGCUGAGGAGUAAACUUUUGGAAGAUGGUGACAUUGACACAAACGUUUGCUGUGCCUCAUGGCCUAUUGUAUAGGGAAUACCACUGCUGAUGAACACUACAACUCCCCUUCCAACUGUCCCUAAAUCAUGUCAUGCUUUACCGAACACACUCCUACUGUAUUGGUCGUCACAUCCAGGGUGCGAGGUGGGUAUGACUCAAUCAUGUGUCACGGGAUGGCUUCGAACUCCCGACACCCGGCACGGGAGGCGGUCGCGCUACUAAGGGAGCUACAAUGUUAGCAUCAGCCGCAAUUUCUUCUCUUAAUGUACCGGCGAGUGAAGUGAAUACACACUGUACUGCACAGCACUCAGAAUUAAAUCCCCCUUCCAAGUAAUUGUGCUUGGUGACAUUCUGAAAAGGUGUGCAUUGAUGAAGGCUCAAGGAACCAGGAUCAUUAGGUGUAUUAGCCGCAAUGUCAUCUAUUGUAAGCGCUGACAGUGGGUGGUCCAUUUCGGUUUUUAUAGACUGUUCACGUUACAGCGCUUUACUUAGUUUAAAAAAUUAUAUUUUAAGUAUUUUAUAUGCACUAUUGGUGAAG
Molecule: messenger RNA, 3531 nt
Organism: Scophthalmus maximus (turbot)
Lineage: Eukaryota; Metazoa; Chordata; Actinopteri; Pleuronectiformes; Scophthalmidae
Gene: gucy1a2
Product: guanylate cyclase 1, soluble, alpha 2
Exons: 9
Coding region: 4-2433 (809 amino acids)
Biological process (GO): response to oxygen levels; cGMP biosynthetic process
Cellular component (GO): guanylate cyclase complex, soluble
Molecular function (GO): guanylate cyclase activity; heme binding
Source: RefSeq, a predicted model, not a curated record